This is a messenger RNA of Guyanagaster necrorhizus, 1290 nucleotides long. Its product is annotated as cytochrome P450. The record is from RefSeq and is a predicted model, not a curated record. The coding region runs from base 1 to 1290 and encodes 429 amino acids. NCBI's taxonomy places the organism in Eukaryota, Fungi, Basidiomycota, Agaricomycetes, Agaricales, Physalacriaceae. Gene Ontology annotation, molecular function: oxidoreductase activity, acting on paired donors, with incorporation or reduction of molecular oxygen; monooxygenase activity; iron ion binding. The transcript is spliced from 12 exons.
AUGUCCGCUAACACACUUAUGUUCUUGCCUGUGGACGAGUUUGCCUCGUUGAUACUUGGGUCUUUACUCAUUCUUUUGUUUGUACUCUUCCGGUAUAAAGUCUCGAGUCUACCUCCAGGGUCCUCCGGAGGUCUAUUCGGCUGUAAAGUGCCCCAGUUUCAGCCUUGGAAAACAUUCUAUGAGUGGAAUAAGCAGUAUGGACCAGUGGUGUCGUUCCGUCUUGGGACAAAGAGAGUGAUCGUACUGGGAACAGUAAAAGCCGCCACUGACUUGUUAGUGGUGCGAGGAAACAUAUACUCCGGACGACCACGAAGCAUAGUCGCGUCAAUUAUACCGCUUGCUUCAGUCCCAAUUCCAUAUUCACAAGAAACCUGCAGGCAUGAGAUUUACUCUGGUGUGAUGCGUGGAAUGUCCGAUGGACCACAGUACAGAAAAUGGAAGACGCUGAUGCAGUCGGGUCCGAGCAAUACAGCCGCACUGAACUACCAGCGUCUUCAGUCCAUUGAGUCGUUUCUUCUACUGAGAUAUCUUCUCCAGGAUGAAGACCCAUUGCAAUACAAAGACCGUCUCCGUCGGUUUGCGAUAUCAAUCGUGUGCUGCGUUGCCUAUGGUCGUCGCAUCAAGAUUUUAGACCAUGAAAUCGUCGUUAAUAACGUGAAAACUGGUAUCUAUUUCGGCAAGAUAAGUGUCCCUGGCAAAUUCCUAGUAGAUUUGUGGCCGGUCCUCCUAUAUCUUCCUAAAUUCCUGCAAUGGUUUCGAUGGGUACCCGAAAGACGUCGUGCUGUGGAUACAAAAAUGUACCUCUCACUUCUGGACGAUCUUAAACAUCAGAUGCAAGUUGGUACUGCUCAUACGUCUGUGGAUACACACGGUUUAGAGAAACAGGAACAAUUCGGGCUUACAGACGUAGAAACAGCAUAUGCGCUCUCUGCGCCAUGGGCCGCUGGAACAGGGACGACGAUGGCUACCAUUGAAGUAUUUCUGUGUGCGGAACAUCCCUACGAGUUCAUGACCGUAUCAACUAAAGAUGAAACUCGCUCUACAGUGGCGAUGCAACUUUAUCCAGCCGCAAUGAAAAAACCUCAAGCAGAAAUAGAUUCAGUUAUCGGAUCAGGACGAAUGCCUGACUUCAAGGAUUUCGAUGCACUCCCAUAUGUCCAGGCGGUAAUUAAGGAAUUAAUGAGGCAUGUCUUCCUCGUCUUCUUUUCUACGCGUUAUGACGAGACAAAGGUGGCGCUGCAUCGCACCUAUCGCCGUCCCACGCGCUGUGAUAGACGACAAUGUGUAUGA